This is a messenger RNA of Aphis gossypii (cotton aphid), 1437 nucleotides long. It is a transcript of the gene PrBP, whose product is annotated as retinal rod rhodopsin-sensitive cGMP 3',5'-cyclic phosphodiesterase subunit delta. The coding region runs from base 418 to 861 and encodes 147 amino acids. Gene Ontology annotation, biological process: sensory perception of light stimulus. The record is from RefSeq and is a predicted model, not a curated record. Lineage: Eukaryota; Metazoa; Arthropoda; Insecta; Hemiptera; Aphididae. The transcript has 5 exons. Gene Ontology annotation, cellular component: cytoplasm.
UUAUCAAUAUAAAUAAUAAAUAUUAAUAAUAAUAAUAAUAAUAGACUUAAUAAGCGAUAACUCUAAUGAGUACAGUAAUAUAGUAUAUACCUAUUAUUUACUAUUUAGGUAUAGGUAUAUUUUAUAAGCAUUAAAAUUCACGUUUAGCAUUAUUGACGAACCGCAUUUUCGACGCACCCGUUUUUGUUACUCUGACGGGACGUCGAAAAGGUUCACACUAUACCUACUUUAUAUUUUACCGUUUUCACGUAUUUGUCGUCUUUCUUCCGGUAUCAAUACCGCCUUCUUAGUCCGUUCCGUCACUUUUUGAUCAUUCGAAAUGGCUUAUCGCUCGAUUUGAACGAUAAAUCAAAUCGUUGUUAAUAAAUAGGUACCGUCAAUAAUAUUGUUAUUACCACCUGUAUUGUGAAUAAAAUAAUGGGACCAAAACCUGAGGAUAUUUUAAGUGGAUUCCAAGUUAAUUGGAUGAAUUUAAGAGAUGCUGAUACGGGAGUUGUAUUGUGGCAAGGCACCGAGGAUCUAUCAUUACCUGACAAAGAACAUGAAGCUAAAGUACCGAAAAAAAUAUUGAAGUGUAGAGCAGUAUCUAGGGAGAUAAAUUUUUCUUCUGUAGAACCUAUGGAAAAACUGAGGUUACAACAAAAAGUGCUGUUUAAGGGCCGUUGUCUUGAGGAAUGGUAUUUUGAAUUUGGGUUUGUUAUCCCCAACUCAACUAACACUUGGCAGUCACUUAUUGAAGCAGCACCAGAAUCACAAAUGAUGCCUGCAAAUGUUCUAAAUGGUAAUAUUGUGAUAGAAACAAAUUUUUAUGAUGAUGAUUUACUGAUAUCAUCAUCAAAAGUCCGGCUGUACUAUGUUUAAUCACCAAGACAUUCAACUUUGUGCACUACUCAAAUUUAGAUAGACAAUUUUUGCUUGGUACACAUAACCAAGGUCGGAGAACAUGGAGAACAAGUACCCACUGCUGUGAUUGUUUAGUAUUUUACUUUGAUUACUUUUAUAUGUGAUUAAAUUUUUUUCUUGAGCGUAACAAGUGUUAAACUUAUUAUGUUGAACUAUUUUAAAUGUAAAACCAUAUAGUCAAUGAGUUUUUACUUUAUUCUUUACAUUUAAUUUAAUUUAAAGUAAUUAUUAAGUUGUGCAUUAGGAUAUUAUUACACACACACAUUGAUCUUGCUUUAUCAUCUUAGUAUGAAAUUUUUUUUUUGUAAAAAAUCACUUAAAUUUGCCCAAUAUUGUGUCAUGUAAUAUCAAUAUAUGGUUGGAGUUGUGAAAUCAUUGUUUAAAUAGGAUUUGUAUCUUCACAAAACUGCCAGAGUGCUGUUCAUUUUUAUUAUCUAGCACAUAAUAUUAUAUGAUAUUGUACUUACUAGUUAAUUGUAAUGUUUUUAUUCUUAUUGAUCAAUAAAUUAAUGCAUUUAUAUUAUGAAAACAAAA